GUACCCUAAAAAAAAAUCUGAGCAUCUGGGCAUGUGAGCAGUGCCAGGUGGUGAAGACGAGGGAGAAGAGAAGCCGAACAAAAAGAAAAGACGGCUCUUUCCAAGGGUCAAACGCCGAGGCGGGGUGAGUUGCUGGGGCGAUUCGACCCGCGCGCAAGAUCGAGCGUCCUGGGCUGGUGCUUGCAGUACCCGGGAUCCGUCGCUUCGCGUCCAUCGGGUCUCGAGCAGUUUUCAGCUGAUCACAGCAGGAAGCAUUUGACUUGGAAGAGCACCGUUGUGUAACUGAGCACCACAAAGUAUUGCCGGUCUGUUUUGAGUUAUCCUAUUAAGUUCCUGUUAGAGUACUGGCUGGUACAAUAUUUUCCCCUAUGUUUUGGGCCACGGAAGGUUAAGAUCUUCUAUCUUGUAAUAAGGCAGUAAGACACAACCUUCUUGGUCAUAGUCUAUGCCCAUUUACCAUUACCUAUAAAUAGGGCGUUCUAAAAGCAGGACAGCGGGCUUUGUACCCUCUGGUUGUUUCUCUCUCACUAUAUAUAGACUGAUAUAAUGGACGAGAGGAGGAAUAUUUUGAUGGGCCGUUAUGAAAUUGGGAGGCAGUUAGGACAAGGGAACUUUGCUAAGGUAUAUUAUGCUCGAAAUCUAACUAGCGGGCAGGUUGUUGCAAUAAAGAUAAUUGAUAAGGACAAGAUCACGAGGGUUGGUUUAAUAGUGCAGAUAAAGAGGGAGAUUUCAAUAAUGAGAUUGGUAAGGCAUCCAAGUGUUCUGCAACUUUUUGAGGUAAUGGCUAGCAAGAGCAAGAUAUACUUUGUUUUGGAGUAUGCUAAAGGUGGCGAGCUGUUUAACAAAAUAUCCAAGGGAAAGUUUAGUGAGGAUGUUGCAAGGAGGUAUUUCCACCAAUUGAUCAGUGCAGUGGAAUAUUGCCACAGUCAAGGUGUUUACCAUCGUGAUCUGAAGCCAGAAAACCUACUCCUAGAUGAUAAUGAGAACCUGAAAGUCUCGGAUUUUGGCCUAAGUGCUCUAGCUGAAUCCAAGAGACAUGAUGGCCUCCUCCAUACCACUUGUGGAACUCCAGCUUAUGUUGCUCCUGAAGUGCUUAGCAGGAGAGGCUAUGAUGGCUCCAAGGCUGACAUAUGGUCUUGUGGAGUAAUUCUUUUUGUGCUUGUGGCUGGUUACCUUCCGUUCCAUGACCCAAAUCUUAUAGAGAUGUAUAGGAAGAUUUCCAAAGCAGAGUACAGAUGCCCUCGUCCCUUCUCUACUGAACUGAAGGGCCUGGUUUUUAGAAUGCUUGAACCAGAUCCAAGUACUAGAAUUUCUAUUUCAAGGAUAAAGAGAAGCACUUGGUACAGGAAACCCUUUGAGUUAAAUGCUACAAAGAUGAAGCCCGAAUCAGCAAGGGACAAGGUGUGUAAUGGUGAAGCCACAACCUCUAACUCAAUAGAAUGCAGUAAUUCGGAGGAAAAUCAAGGGCCAUCAAGCCUCCCUAACCUGAAUGCAUUUGACAUCAUUUCCCUUUCAACUGGAUUUGACCUGUCCAAUUUAUUUGAUGAAAGAUAUGGCCGGAGGGAAGAGAGAUUCACCACAAGGCAGCCAGCAGGGACGGUUUUUGGUAAGCUAAAGGAACUGGCUGAGAGGUUAAAGCUCAAAAUUAAGAAGAAUGAAAAUGGAGUUUUGAAACUGGCAGCACCAAAGGAAGGAAUAAAGGGACAUCUUGAGCUCGAUGCAGAGAUUUAUGAGCUUGCUCCUUCUUUCCUUUUGGUUGAAUUGAAGAAGACCAAUGGGGACACCAUAGAGUAUCAAAAGCUCGUGAAAGAUGAAAUAAGGCCUGCACUCAAGGAUAUGGUCUGGGCAUGGCAAAGCGAUCGGCACAGGCAGCAUGAGCAAAUUACGCAAGAAGAGCAGCAGCAGCAGGCACCUUUACCACCACAGCGGUAGCCACCUUUGCCAUCGCAGUAGCCACACCCACAUGACUGAUUGUAGAGCUCCUUGAUAGCACAAAAUCCAGAGAACAAGCUGCAACGACCGUUGCACAGUCACAAGGUGAAAUGUGCUCUCGGACCAUUGUUGCUACCACAUGAACCGAGAACUAGUUGAAACUAAGCAUCAUCAGGUUACCGCCACAUCAGCUGCAGGACUACCUCCAACAGCCAGAAUCACGAUUCAUAGACAUACAUGUGAUUGGAUGUCCAGGUUAACCUGUUCUAGGAUCUACUACGUUGCCAACCAUUUGGCAUUUUUCCCUUUUAUAUAGCUCCCUUUGAAUCUCUGUAUUUCUUGUAAAUCGGUAUAUGCCAUUUUUCAUUACAAAUGUAGGAUCACUAUACUUGGCUUCAAUUUGGAAAAUUUGUUUAUUCUACAAAAUUUUGUACUCAGUGUAAGUAUAAAAGUUGAUUAAUCACAAAGAGAUCAUGGCAUGUAACACUGUCACAUUUACCAUAAGAAAUUGCAUGUUGGACUGUGGAAAUAA
Molecule: messenger RNA, 2464 nt
Organism: Panicum virgatum (switchgrass)
Lineage: Eukaryota; Viridiplantae; Streptophyta; Magnoliopsida; Poales; Poaceae
Product: CBL-interacting protein kinase 26-like
Exons: 2
Coding region: 547-1932 (461 amino acids)
Biological process (GO): signal transduction; protein phosphorylation
Molecular function (GO): protein kinase activity; ATP binding
Source: RefSeq, a predicted model, not a curated record